GUUUUCAUUUCUCUCUCUCUCUCUCUCUCUCUCUCUCUCUCUCUCUUCUGUAUUCAAUUCAAUUUCGACUCUCCAGUCUCCUCGAAGAAAUCAAACUCCACGUGAUUCUCUCUCUGUCAAUCGCCAUUACUGGUUCACGAUCUUCUCGUCCUCACUCACCGGUUAGCACUUCGCUGAUGCAAUCUUUUUCGGAAAAUUCGCGUGAAUUGCACAGAAUUUGAGUACAGGAUUUUCGUGCUUAUGGAUCUACUCCGGUUCUCUUAUCUGAAUCUUUGAAUAUUUUUGUUGGAGGAAGGAGGUUAAUUCAGAAGCUCAAGUUGUCGAGCUUGAAAUGGUGGAGAAAUCGAAGUGAAGUAGCGUGUAGCUAAAUGAAGAGGAAGGUAACGCAGCAGAAGUCUCAGUAUCAAUGGCAGAGGAGGAUUUUCGUUCUGUUCUUGUUCGGUUUUUUCUUCGUGAGUUUGCUGUUGAUGCAGGCGUGGUACAAUGGAGUCGUUACUUCGAUAUCGUCUCUGCGGCCUCAUUUCGUUCAAAAUCCGAAAAUCGCGUUCCUGUUCAUCGCGAGAAAUCGACUUCCUCUCGACAUGGUUUGGCACUCUUUCUUCGAGGGAGAGGAGAGUAGAUUUUCAGUGUUUGUUCACUCUAGGCCUGGAUUUCUGCUUAACAAGGCAACAACAAGAUCCGUCUAUUUUCUCAAUCGUCAACUUAACGAUAGUAUACAGGUAGAUUGGGGUGAAGCAAGCAUGAUCGAGGCUGAGCGUAUAUUGCUUAGACAUGCACUUAAAGAUCCAUUUAACGAACGGUUUAUUUUUCUGUCAGACAGCUGCAUACCUCUGUACAAUUUCAGCUACACUUACGACUAUGUCAUAUCAACAUCCACUAGCUUUGUUGACAGAAACAAUCCAAAGCAAUUGUCUGCUGCAAUGAGAAGAUCCUUACCAGAGUUCUGGCGUGAUCAUCCCCUUCCAGUUGAUGCAGCCAAAGAGCAUAAUUGCAUACCUGAUGAACAUUAUGUCCAGACAUUACUGGCGCUAAAAAAUCUCGAAGGGGAAAUCACAAGGAGGUCACUGACAUACUCUUCAUGGGAUCUAUCAGCCUCCAAAGAGCCUGAACGUCGAGGAUGGCACCCUGUUACUUAUAAAUUUGCUGAUGCAACUCCAGAACUUAUCCAAUCUAUAAAGGGAAUUGAUAAUAUCCAUUACGAGACUGAAAACCGAAGAGAAUGGUGUAGCAGCAAAGGAAAACCAUCCCCUUGCUUUCUUUUUGCAAGAAAGUUCACACGGCCUGCUGCACUUCGUCUUCUUAAAAUGUCUGUCCUUGGUGCUCACGGUGAAGAUACUAGUAAACUCUAACAAUGUCAAAGUAUACGGUACCUUUGGUAAGUGUUAGUAUUUUGUAGUAGGAUACGUUAGUCUUAACCUAGAUGAAGACACUCUUAUAUCUAUCUGUUGCUGGGCAAUGCAAUGUAGAGUUGUAAAUUAGGGAUACAAAA
Molecule: messenger RNA, 1489 nt
Organism: Carica papaya (papaya)
Lineage: Eukaryota; Viridiplantae; Streptophyta; Magnoliopsida; Brassicales; Caricaceae
Source: RefSeq, a predicted model, not a curated record